Messenger RNA from Tachysurus vachellii, 5133 nucleotides. RefSeq names its product deltex E3 ubiquitin ligase 3L a (gene dtx3la). The transcript has 4 exons. The record is from RefSeq and is a predicted model, not a curated record. The coding region runs from base 207 to 737 and encodes 176 amino acids. Gene Ontology annotation, biological process: Notch signaling pathway; protein ubiquitination. Lineage: Eukaryota; Metazoa; Chordata; Actinopteri; Siluriformes; Bagridae.
CAUUCAGCUCUCACUCUGCAGUUUGUCUAUUCUGUAUGAAUGAGAGCACUACAACCUGAGGACGGAUUUUAAUGCAGCAGUUAACUUAACACAAAAUUUCAAUUUUUAUUUAAACACUGAUGUUUAGUGGUAUGCUGUCCAUUGUGCGUUGUUGUUAGCACAUCAGAUAUAUACCGGGACUUUAUCUUAGCUAUAUAAACCACAUCAUGGGUUCUGAGCAAAGUAAAGAUAAGAUGCAUUGCACCAGAUAUAUAAAUGGCACUGGACCUCCGACACUGGCUGACCAAGUUCAAAAUGGUACCAAUGGAGCUAGCAAAAAGAACUCUAAAAUAGUAAAUGGAAACCAACCAGAUGACGGGCGAAUGUCAAUAAUGCACCUGAGGAGGAAUGUGGAAGGAUACCCAAAAUGUGACACCAUACAGAUAAACAUGGAAUUUGAAGAUGGAAUACAGACGGAGAAUCAUCCUAAUCCAGGGCAGAAAUACUACGGGCUUAAAACAGUGGCCUAUGUGCCUCAGAACAAUGAAGGAAUGAAGGUGUACCGCAUGCUAGAGGUAGCAUUCAAACACAAGCUGCUGUUUACAGUGGCAACUACUAGUACUGGAGAAGAGCGAGUUACCUUUUCUGACAUUCCUUUAAAAACUAAAGAGAGUGGUGGCCAUGACAGCUUCAGCUAUCCAGACCCGGAGUACCUGAAAACAGUGACAAAGAUCCUGAAAUCGAAAGGGAUCAAAUAAGAAGGAAAGUUGAAAGAUGAACAAUAUUCCAGCAUAAUAUAUGGACAAUUUUACAUCAAAAAGUGACUUUCUUUAUUUUGUGUAUAUAUGGAAGUAUUCACAGCCAGUCAACAGACAUGUUUCAUGUUUUAUGACAGAGUAGUGACUAUUAUUGCCACAGGCCAAACAAAAUGAGACAGAAUAUAUUAAAACUUACGAAACUUAAAUAUUUGUUGCACAUAUGAUCAAUAUGGUCGCUUUCAGAUACUUAUAAAACUUUCUUAAAUUAGUGCUUUGAUAAAGGCAGAUGUACCAGGAUGGUUAACUCAUUAAAUCUAGAGUUAAGACACUGGCACUGUACACUGAUAACAGAAAGUGUAAAAAAAAAAAAAAAAAGAAAAGAAAUGAAAGAUAUAAUAUAAUUAGAUGUAUAUUUAUGGCCAUAAUAAUUGACUUUCCAAAUAGAAUAGAUCCAAAUUACUCCAAAGAAUUCAAUUCCCAAUUCUUAAAAUUCUGGCAAAAGUUUUACAUUUCAGAUUAUUAAAAAUAAGGUAAUUUAAACAAAAACAUCAGAAUAUCUUUUGACUGGCAGUGUACAAGGGAAUCAUUAAAAGAACAUUGGCUAUGUUUGCUACAGAUGGUGUUAUGCUAUGACAUCUUUUGUUAAGUAGUAUGGAAUGUUGUUGAUCAACUGUCUACUUGACAACAAGAGUGUGUUGAAUGCAAGAAUGCAAAGAGAUUACACUGUACUAUAUGCCUAGCAAAUUAUUUUAGUCACCACUGAUAUUUUUUUAGAAUCUCUGUCAUAUAAACCUUUUUUGUUUGUUAUUUCUGUUAGUAUUUAUCUAGCACAGCUUGUACAACCUUACCAAAUUAUAUGUUUGUAAUAUUGUAUUUCAUUGUAUAGUAAAAUAACCUGUUUUAGCAGGAAUUCGUAUAAAACAUCAUUUACAUAUUUACCUUUAAAAUUUAAACGGAUAGGUGUUGAUUACACACUAAGGUGACUCUCACACCUCAGACUCAUGGGACAUGCCAUUUGAUUCAUCAGGCAAGAUGGAAGACUGAGAGUGUAAAUUAAAACUCGUAAUUAUAAGCAAAAGUGUCAACAUUAAAUGUUCCUAGUCCAUUGAUUUUAGUUUGUCAGUAUAGAUUCACUGCAAAGCUAUUUUUCUAAAAGCUAGAGGGUAGACUACAGGUAGGCUAUAUUUUUCCUGUUCGACUGCUAUGCGUCCGGCAGAUUGCAGAGUCUGAACUUUUUCAGGAUGAUGGAGACCCUUUUGUUCUCUUCAAACUGAAUUAUGGGCUGGGCUUCACACAGACAAUAAAGUCUAAUCAGAUUGGCGGGACCCAUUAAAGAGGCCUCUGUCAUCUCCACAGGCGUUCUUAAACCACUUUCUCCUGCAUGCUCCACCAGGAGUCAUCUGUCCCAACUGUCAGCCGCUACCGCUGCUAUGACAGCUAUCAAAUCUGGCCAGGCUACAUCACCUCAUCGCCAUCAUCCUCCACCACCCUACAGGAAUCCUACAGUCCUGCCAUUACUCCUUCUGCUACUGAAGAGCAACACUAGCCAGCCUCUAUUCGUCACUGUAGCCCACAUAUGAAGUAAAUACUUCUUCACAUAGCCAUAGUAUCUAUACCCUGUCUUGUAUACUGCUAAUAUUGCUGUACAUGACACUGGAUUCAUCUCAUAAGUGCACUGUGUGACAGUGACAGACAACACAUACACUCUGUUUUGUGUCAAUAAACUGUAAGUUGAAAUCAUCCCCAACUACAGUUCUUUUAUGGCAAAAUGCAAAACCUAGAUUUUAAACCGAAAUGAUUUUAAUUCCUCCCUGUCAUACUGUUACUAUAGGAAGGCUUAGCAGUCUUCAGCUUCCUACUUAGCAAGUGAUAAAUAGGCUUUAGGCUUGAUUUCAUUAAGCUCUUUAAUUUGGAGCACAAUUAGACUUUUAGAAGACAAAGCAGAAUCUGAACUUGUUAAUUAGAUGUGUGGAAUCACAGGUGCUGAUGAUGGAUGCAGCUUCUGGGAUUCCACUUACAGGACAAAGUUGAACCGGAGAAACCUUUGCUCUUUCAUUGGAGGCCUUUGCGCUGAAGUCCUCGCCAUGAUUAAUUCCAUUCAAUUCAAUUUUACUUUCAUUAUACCACACAUAACAUAAAAAACAACAGAGAACAUACCAAAGUUCUCUCCUUUUUGUAUGUGAGACAUACAUAAUAAAUACAUCAAAAUGCACAGGGCAGUCUAGACCACAUAGAAGUAUACAAGAACUUUAAUAAGUAUAGAUCGCUGACUGUAGACAAGUUUUUGACAUAUAAGAUAAAAUGUUACCUGCUGGACCGGUUCCUUUCAGCACAGAUAAACAUUAGAUACAUUAGAUUAGAUCAGCAUGCGAUACAAACAAAAUGAAAUUAAAACUUCAUGUACAGCUUCCUCAAGGUUCAGAAAAAGUAUGCCAAAGAAAUUCAUGAAAUAAUCUAACUGUUCCUCUGUACAACUGAAGAUAAGCAUUACUUUUCUGAGUCUGUGUGUAAUGCGAUUCUGGGAACCAUCAAAUUCAAGCAGGUUUGUUGUGACAGAGGAACACAUUCCAUUUGUGUCAUGGAGUGUCCUUUUUACAGGCCCUAUAAACCUUGCUGACAGGGAAGAAGAGUGACAAUACACACUGUGUUAACCUGAACCGUAUCCGUAAAAAGAAUGGCAGUUGCCACAAAGGUGAGAGUAGUCAAUCUUACAACGGAAAUGGUUUAUGAAGUGAUAAAUCUUCCGUAAGAGAAAGACAUCGAGCAUUUUAGCCACUACUUCUUUUGUACUGAUGGGAAUAUGCUUUACCUUUAGGGUAUCAAAGAGCCAAAAUGAGAAACAGAAAAUAUAUGGAGAACACUCAUAAUGGUGACUUUUAUUCUCAAGAGGAGGUGAUUUUUUUUUUUGGAUGUGUUAAGACAUUAGGUUUUUGAACGUAAACAGAUUAGAUCCAUGUCCAGUAUUAAGGUGUAUGAAAAUAAAUCAGAAUCAGAAUACUUUAUUAAUCCCCAGGGGGAAACUGGUACACAAAUUUCUGUUAGUGGAUCCACAGUUCCAGUAUAUACUCCAUAUAUUAUUUUUAUUUGGACGUCUUUCCUAUUAGUCUCAUGAUAGUUACUAAAUAAUUGAUGAUACUAGUUACUGAAUAAAAUAUGAAAAAUAUGAUUUAAGACGAAUAACUAAAUAAUAAAACAAAAUCUGCAGGCAUUAAUAUGAAUCUUAGAAUGGUUAGAAAUAAAGAGAGACAGAGAGAUAGAGAGAGACAUGGAGACUAUCCAUCUCUGUGAUGUAUGACUCUUUCUCUCCAUCAGUUCCCUCAGAGAGAUCCGAUGUUGCGUUUUCAUAAGGCCACCAGCCAACACAAAAGCUUCAACUUUAUGCCAUUCAUCUGUGGAGCAGGUCCCAUUUGCAGCUCUUUGGCCAUCUUGGACUCUUUUCAUCAGACACAGAGACCUGUCAGACAUCCAGGCCAUCUGGGCCCACACAGCUCUUUCACACUAAGUCAAAUCAAAGCAGCCAGAGAUCAGACUCUCUGAUAACCCACAUACUCUUUGUGGCCUAAGGUUAUUCCCCUUCCGCAUUCAUCUGCCAUACAUCCUCAUUCACAAACUACUGAUAUCUCCAUUAUGGCUGAAUGACACUAGCACUUUUAAAAGAGCACAGAUAUGGCCUUGUGAUACUGUUGUAUCCUCUCGUUGUGUGGCCUUUAACUGGAGCAUAGAUAACCUCAGUAGAGAGCUCAUAUUUAAAGAAUGCCUGUUUCUCUUCUCUUUUACCUUUACAGAAAGAGUUAUGCAGUAUAGACCAGAAUAUUUGAAAGACAGAUAAAGUCCUAACAACUGAGGCUUAGAAACUGUCAGGCCUUGUUAUCUGUAUAUUACUUUGGUCAAGAGCACACAUAAAGAGAUAUAAUAUGGUUUGUGAAUACCGAUUCUGCAGUCUCACACGAACUUUUAACUCGUCUGUCUUUUGUUCCUCUUUGCAUUAGUUUGCAUUAAUGUCUUGCUAAAGUAUUAAAGGUGAGUGGGAAAGAGUGAUCAUUUAGCAGGCCAACCAUCUCUGUUCUUUGAGCCAUUCCAUACUGGAGCCAAUAAAGCUGGGAUGAAGUGCUCUAUCUUUCACAGCAGACCAAUGGGACUAGUAAACUAUGUUGGCUCUGUUUAUUAACUCUUAUGAAGAAAGGUACCGGUGAAGAGCAGAGUAUUAAUUUGUUAACAAAUAGAAAAUUAAGUUAUAGCAAAUCUGUAAUUUGUAUAAGAGAUGUGUUGUAACCUAUUAAUGCAGUGCUAAAAUGUACAGAUAUGUACAAAUAUGAUUUAAGCUCAGUGACGUUCGUGUAAUAAACCGUGUACUAUAACUUGUUAUUGUGUGCCCUGUUACACAAUGGGCUACUAA